Molecule: messenger RNA, 5336 nt
Organism: Pocillopora meandrina
Lineage: Eukaryota; Metazoa; Cnidaria; Anthozoa; Scleractinia; Pocilloporidae
Source: the annotation of a GenBank genome assembly
GAGUUACGAGCAGAUUUGGUUGUUUGAACUUUCAUUCUUCUUGCUGAAUAAUCUAGAGAUCAUGGCCAGCCAGAUGGAAAGUAUCCUUGACCAACAACCAAUCGAACACUCUCCAGAGACAGAAUAGAUUUUGAGGAAUACUUGCAACUUGCUCCACUAGUUUGCUGUAGCUAAUGUGUGAUUUUUUUCUUUUUAUUGCAUGGUAUUCUCAUUUAUAGACUUAAUAUAGUUCUUUCACUCUGAAAUUCUAUGUAAGUUGUCCGAGCCAAGUUCACACUUUCUAUUUAAGAAAGACACAAAACACUUUGUGAACAUGGCAAUAUGCCCUUUCUGAGACAAAAUCAAGGGUUCGACUUGUAGUUUGUCACUGUUAUGAGCUAUAUCUGAUCCUUAACUCUGCCUUUAAAAAUUCAAGAACAUCUUUUUAAUUUAAAGGUGAGUAUAUUUGUUUCAAAUUUGAACGAUUGAGGUUCCUAAUUAGAAGUUUGGUAAAAUUCAAUUGAAAUAGUACUAACCACAUUUUAAUAUAUCAGUUUGCAGCAAAGGAUUUAGAAAGAAAAUCCAAGAAGUGUGAAAAAGAAGAAAAAGCGGAAAAACUAAAGUUAAAAAAGGUAUCGGGUAUUUAUGAUUGAACUCAGCUGUUUGAAAAACAUGGCUGAAAUCAAAACCAUAUGACACCAACUCAAGCUGUAUAUUUCAUGCAUGGCCUCAAUCAGUCCUUGAGCCAAAGUAAUAGUUUUUUCAACUCUCAAAAUAGAGGUUCUUUAAAAUUUUGUUUUGGUUAACAUCCUGUAUUCUCUACAUUUGAUUUCUGCUGAAAACUAUUACAACUUGUAAAUGUUAUCUUCAGGCUAUCCAAAAAGGGAAUAUAGAGGGAGCAAAAAUACAUGCAGAAAAUGCCAUAAGACAAAAGAAUCAGGUAAUCAAACCAUUUAUCAAAUUCUGACUAUAUAUCAAAUAAUCAGUAGUGGUAGUGUUAGAGAUAAAAACUUUCUAUGAGACACUAUGUAAGAUGUAUUUGAAGAUAACCUCUGGACCAUACUUUCUAGUAAUUUUCACCCAUGUUUUUGUAUUUCAGUACUAAUAAAUUGAUUAGAAUGAGAGAGACAGGACAAGUCAAUGUUUAUAUUGUUUCAAAAUAGUACAAAAUUGAAUAUACACUUAAGAAAUGUUUAAUGUAUAAUGACCAGUCAUGGAAAUUAACUUAAAAGUUAUGAAGACCUUGGGUCAAUUAAAGCUCGUUAAAAGUUUCAUUGAAGAAGGUAUGCUAUCCUUUAAUAGCAAUGUAAUGAGAUUUCAAUAAUCAUUUUCAUUGCAGGCUCUGAAUUUUAUGCGAAUGAGUUCAAGAAUUGAUGCUACUGCGUCACGAGUGCAGAGUGCUGUUACUAUGAAACAGGUAUAAUUGUUAGUUAAUAUAAGUUGAGUUAUAACAUGCAAAGCAUGAUAAUCCAAUAUCACUUUAAUUACUGGUUGUAAUAUAAAGUUGAAGUAUGAAGUAAAUUUUAAUGGAUGUCUUUAAAUCUAUUUAGUUCAAUCUCUUAGACUGUGAUUGAUACUGACUGUGUUAUUGUUACUUUUGUAAUUUCCAGGUGACAGGCUCAAUGGCAGGUGUAGUGAAGUCAAUGGAUUCAGCAAUGAAAUCCAUGAAUUUAGAAAAGGUGUGUCUCUAUUACAAAAAAUCUAAAGCUGUAUGGAAGCUCUGGUCCUUCAUUUGCUUAUUGAUAAUCUGUUUUUGGUUUUCAAAGUAUGAUUUAAGUAUCCAACAUUAGUCCUGCAAACCCCAGCAUAAUAGUCAGAAUAAAUCUAAUGCAGGUUCCCUCAAGGAUUUAGGAUAAGUUUCUCUUCAAUUUACCAGAACUCAUUCAUGAUUCUUGAAUAGUUAAUAACUCCCCUUCAUUUGAUUGUUGAAUAUUUAACAACAGGUGUCUGCUCUGAUGGACAAGUUUGAACAACAGUUUGAACAUCUGGAUGUUCAGUCAAGUUAUAUGGAGAAUGCAAUGAGUGACACUACAACACUGACAGUGCCACAGGUGAAGCUAUGUUCUAUCAUGCAUUGAAUUUAUUAUCUGUACUGUUACACUGCAAGUACACUUAGAUCCUUUAAAGAAAACAGCCCUUAGAGGUGUGAAGAAUUUGCUAUCAUGUCUUAUGUCUUAUGUGGUGUCAUGUCUUAGUUCAGAGCACCUUACUUUUUUGCAAAUUUGAGGUGGUUCCAACACCUGUUCUUAGCAUUUAAAAUUUACGAUGAUAACAUUCUGAGUGUCAUGAGGCCAAUUGUUAAGGUGUCUGUGGCUAAAUGAUUUCAGUAGAGAACGUCUUUGAUAUGUUAACACAUGAAUAUCAUGCUAUGGUGUUAGUCCUUGGUAUGGGUCCCAGCCAUCACUGGCUUACAAUGCUGAUUCAAGUACAUUCAUUGAUAAAAAUUUCAUAAAAACAACAUGUCUUGUAGACUCCAAUCAGUCCAAAGCUAUGCGCUGUGCAAGACUUAUUUUUAGUUGUUGAUACACUCUCAUGUUCUGAAAAGGGAAAACCACAAAUAUGUCCAUCACAAUAGGACUGCCUAAACUUGGACGAAGACAAAUGCUCUUACCCACUGAAGAUACCAAUAAUAUCACGAUUCUCGUUUUUGUGCUGUUCUUUAUAAUUUGUAGGGACAAGUUGAUAGUCUUAUGCAGCAGGUUGCUGAUGAAGCUGGGUAAGUAAAAUGAAUUGGUGUAAUAAUUAAAUUGCUUUUCCCUUCUCUGGCAAAGUGAAAUUAUUCCUUUACCAUACUGGUUCUUAUGACUACAAUCAAACUUACAACAGUGGAAGAAAACUCAGGGUUAAUUUUUACUUAAUGACUAUUUUAUAGUUAUGUAAAUUUGUAUAACAUGAAAAUUUAUGCUAUCUAGGUGGUAUAAUUUUUCUUGCAUAUACACUAUUCCAGUUUUCAUGAAUGUGUAUGUUUCAAAAUCCUAUCUUCUCCAAAUAGCUUGGAACUCAACAUGGAACUACCAGCUGGACAACAAAGUCAGCCAAUUGGUACAGCUUCAUCUGCUUCUGCAGAGCAGGUAAACUACUGUACAUGUUACACUAGCAUGAAGUUUAGGUUCUGUAGUUAAAGUCUUUAGCUGUAAUGCUCAUAGUUAUAUUUCAGUUCCUGAGUUCUCAAUAAAGAGAUGCACUCUCAAUCUGAUUUAUAACAAUUACCAGCAUUAGAUUAACUCUGUGAUAUCAGUAAUCAUGAGUGAUGUUGAGAUCACAGAAAUGUUGUGUUUAGGUGUCAUAUAAUGGUUACUGGUAUUAUUUACAAUAAUUUAUAAUUAUGUACCAGUAAUUUAACUUGCUUUUCAGUUACAGGCAUGAUUCACCCUUGUUAAUUUAAAUUAAGUUAAUUAAUAGUAAAAUAAUUAAACAUUGUUAUAACAUACUUCAUUCAAUCUUUGCAGGAUGAGUUGUCACAGAGGCUGGCUAAACUACGACAAUCUUAGGACAGACAUGUAUGAACAAGUCAUUGAAAAUAAUCAAUGUCUGGUAGUAAAUAAGAGAUUUGUUUUUGCAAUUCUUGAUCAGUGAAAAACACAGCUCUGUACCAUUUUACGCACUUGAGCUUAACAUUUGGUCUCUAACCUAAGUUGCAUUAUUUGCCUUUUGUUGUGAACAAAAGUACCAGCAAGCCCACUUGUAUUCCACCGACAAAUUUGCAGAUCUUUUAAAAGUGCUUUUGAAAUUUGCUUUUGCUUUCUUAACAGUUUUAUAAUUUAAACCUGAUUCCAGAUUUUAUACAUCAAUGAAAGGUUGUCCAAGUUUCUUUCAAAAACAGUAUUUGAUCGACAGGCAUCUACACAGUUGAUGUGAACCGAACUGUGUUAUGUACUUUGGAAAAUUCUUUAGACCAUUUCUUAUCAAAAUUUGUGAAGUUUUAGGCAUCAAAUUAAUGAUUAAUCUCUUUUCUAGAAAGCUUAAAGGUUUUCCAACUUCACUUGACUAAUAUGUUUUUUUUUUUUGUGGAGAGGGGAAUUAUUAAAUAAAUAAAACUUGUAGAGAGCUGCUUGGUAUGCACUUUUUCAAGAGAAAAUAGCUGUUCUUCUCUCUUAUGUAUUCACUGUUAUUCAUUUCCUGGCUAAGCAGUGAAAAUAAUUACACCUUAGUGUAGAACAAAAAAAAGAAAAAAAAAACACACACACACACAGGCAAGUAGAUUAGUACAUAGAACACAUAGAGGAAAGAAUCUAAUUAAUGAAAAGAUUCAAAACACAUACAUGGGAAGAUUACUACAGCUUGCACUGAUUUUGUGUAAGAUGAUUAAUCUUAUACUUUAGCUGUGGUUGCUUUUAGGAUCAAGCAGUUUGGAUAUGGAUGGCUGUUACCAUGAUUGUUGUAUAGCCAUUCUGAUGGGAAUUUUGUUUUAACUGAACUUUGUUCAUUCUUGAUAACUUCUGGUUGGACAAUGUUCAUUUUAGGUAAUAAAUGAUCUAAAGCUAUUUCCCUUUUAUAUAAUAUCUGUUCAAGCUCAAGAAAACAAACAUGUUACAACUUAGCCAAUGAUGUGUUGUAUGUCCAAUAUCUUACAUGAUUGGUUACCCCUUCUUAAAGAAAUGAUCUUCCUCUCUUUUUGUUAGCAUUACUGUUAAACAAGCCAAAAAUGAUCUUUGGCAAUCAUUAAAAUGGGCAACAUCUAACCUAAUUAUCAGUGUAACGUGGAUGCUGUAGUCUCCAGUCCCUCCCCAUCAAGUCCAGAUUUCCCAUAACUUCAAAUUUCUAACUUUGUUAUUUUUGUCGAAGGUCAUGGUAAAAUGUUAAUCACACAGGUUGGGAGAGGUCUUAGAUGUUAUAAUGUUUAAUUCCCUUUUCAAAAAUAAGUUCCAGUAAUGCUAGUAGGACAAGCUGAGUCCAAUUCAGUCUGAAAUUGUAUGCGAAAUUUACGAAAUCAGACAAACAUGAAACGACAACAGGUAGUGUAAAGGGUAGUAUGAGGGUAAAGUCAAAACCACCAACAUGGGAAACUUUGAAAGUUUUUGGAUCUUUUAGACCUGUACACUUUACAAAAUAGAACCCUGAGCCCAACUUUCUUGAAAAAUGGAGCAUGACAAGUGUCCACUUUCUCAAACUGUUUCUGUGGAAUUGUUUCUAAUCUCAUUUUGUCCAUGCAAAAAAGCCUCUGCCAGCUGAGUGUUAAUUAACAAAAGAAUACAAUAAUAGUGUACAAUGACAAAAUUUAUUUACAUUAAAUUACAUAACAUGCCUUGAAGUAAUUAAAAGUGACAUGCCCAAAAGACUACAGCUUAACUUUGUUUAAAUAACCAGCCCUAAGUGAUUAGCUUCAUGGUGAUUAAACACUGGGAGCCAAACUGGAG